AUGUCUUCCAUUUUUAGCUCUGUGCGGGAUACCCUAUAUUCUGUUACUUCCUGUUGUUUCCCAAAUCCGACGCUAUACAUAAAUCGUCGAACUUUUAAGGUGAUCAGACUGCUUGGUGAAGGGGGAUUUUCGUUUGUUUAUCUGGUGCAGGAUGCCAGCACUAGCCGAUUAUUCGCCCUUAAACAAAUUAGAUGUCCAUUCGGGGGUGCUUCUGUAAAAGAUGCAAUGAAAGAGGUUGAAAUGUAUCGAUUAUUUCAACACGAUAACAUCAUAAAAGUUAUUGAUUCGUGCGUUGUUCCUGAUAAAGAUAGUAGCAAAAUUGUGUAUAUAUUUUUACCCUAUUAUAAGAAUGGAAAUCUUCAAGACGCUAUUAAUAAGAAUUCGUUAGAGGGCAAGAAUUUUGCUGAAAAAGAUAUGCUAAAAAUAUUCCAAGGAAUCUGCUGUGCUGUUCGAGUGCUCCAUAAUUACAAACUUCCUAGUGUUCAAAAAAAGGAAUAUGAACAUACAAAUGGAAACGCUCUUCCUAAUGGACAUAUAGAUAAUGAUGUACUCAACCAAACAGCCCCAACAGAACCUCAAGUAGAGGAAGAUAUUGUACCAUUUGCGCAUAGAGAUAUCAAACCUGGUAACAUCUUGAUGUCCGAUGACAUGCAAACUCCUGUCCUGAUGGAUUUUGGCUCCUUAAUUCGGGCGCGGAUAAAAGUUGAUAACCGAAGUAAUGCUUUGGAGCAACAAGAAUUAGCAGCAGAAAAAUCUACUAUCUCUUAUCGUGCCCCGGAAUUAUUUGACGUCAAAACUAAUGUUGAGUUGAAUGAGAAAGUUGAUAUUUGGUCAUUGGGAUGUACUCUUUAUGCCAUGGCCUACGGAAAAUCACCUUUUGAAAAUAAUCUUAAUGAGCAAGGCGGGUCGAUAGCAUUAGCAGUCCUUAAUAAUCAAUAUAAGCUCCCCAGCAUUGAAAGCGAUAUUUACUCUCAAGAAUUUAGAAACCUUAUUAGCUUUUUGUUAGCAGUAGAUCCAAAAGAUCGGCCUAGUAUUCAUCAGGUGAUAGAAAGAGUUGAUUCAUUGAUUGAACAGCUGGAUCCCAGAAAUAAUGAUACAAAUAUUUAA
This is a messenger RNA of Dentiscutata erythropus, 1107 nucleotides long. The record is from the annotation of a GenBank genome assembly. NCBI's taxonomy places the organism in Eukaryota, Fungi, Glomeromycota, Glomeromycetes, Diversisporales, Gigasporaceae.